AUGAGUUGGAUUACUAUAAAUAGUUAAAACGAAGGUCCUGGAGGUCGAUGGGGACACUCAAGCAUUGCCUUAGAUGAAAAACUAUAUAUUUUUGGUGGUUUCGGUAUAAAGUAGAAUUAUAAUCAAGAUGGCAAUUAUCUAAAUGAUUUUUAUUCUUAUGAUUUCGACAAUAACUUAUGGCAAACCAUACUACAAAUUGGUUAAGUGCCAGAGCCAAGAUCAAACCAUAUCAUGUUUAUAAAUAACGGAACCAUAUAUGUUCAAGGUGGAGGAGGCUAAACUAAAACUAGAUUUGGAGAUCUCUAUUCAUUUAACAAAAACACUUGGAUUAAAUAGAAAACCAAUUUGAUACCUAGAACUUAUCAUGCAGGUUGUGUUGGCGAUAAUAAAUUAUAUAUAUAUGGAGGCGAAUCUGGUAAAGAUCUAGACGAAUUAGAAAUUGUUGAUUUAUGCAACAAUACAUAAUAUACAGUCAAAGUUGAGAACUAGAAAAAGCCAGAACCAAGACGAUUUGCAACUCUUCACUAUCAUAAUAGUUAACUAAUCUUGAUUGGUGGAUGUACUCAAUCUUACAGUCUUACUCCAUCAAUUUAUAUAGCAAAUUGCAAGUAAGAAGAAGAUUAAAUAAAUAUUUCAUGGUGUUUACUUAAAACUUAAUUUCCAAAGUGGGGACAAUCUUGUGUACAAUUUGAUGAUUUAUUCUAUUUAUUUGGAGGAAGGGAUGACAAAGAUUCUGAUGAACUUUACUCUUUUGAUUUGUAAACUCAUCAAAUUUAGAUCAUAAAGAAUGACAUUAAAGUUAAAGCAAGAAGAAAACAUUGUGCAUCUGUUAUUGGUAAUUCUUUGGUUAUUUUUGGUGGAUUCGAUGGAAAAUAUUAAAAUGAUUUAUGCUUCUAUGAACUACCUCUAGUUAAUACUGUGCCUCUUUCAGUUGAACUACCAUCUAAACCUUAUGAAGAAAUAUCAUAACAUCAAUUUGAAAACUAUUUUUAAUUUGAAAACGGAGUUCAUUUUUAUAAUGAUUAAUAUGAUUGCUUAAUCUAAACGGAUGAAAAGUGUUUUGGAGUUGAUAAAUCUGUUCUUAUUAACGCUUCUGGAUACUUUACAGAACUAUUCAAUGGAGAUUAUGUAGAAGGACAAUUACUUUAACUAGAUUUAUCAUAUGUUGAUCAUAUUGCUUUUGGGAUUGUUCUGAUUUUCUCAUACAAAAAUAAUUUGAUACUUCCUAUUCUAAAUAAAGAGGAACUUUUUAGACUAUUAGAAUUGUGUGAUUACCUAGACAUGAUAUAAUUAAAACAGAAAACAUAAUAUUAUAUAGCUUAAACUGUUGAUAAAAACACAAUAUAAGAAAUAUACAAUCUUUCUAUUGAACAUCAGAAUAAUUAGUUAUAAAAUUUUUGUGCAUUUAAGGUUUCAAAAUUGAAAAUGCCAUUGCAAGAAAUUGACAAUUUAUAAAGUUAACAAGUAAAUAAUAUGAAAAGAAUAAGAAAAUUGUCAAUAGUUAAUGAAUUAUGA
Messenger RNA from Paramecium tetraurelia, 1515 nucleotides. RefSeq lists its product as uncharacterized. Gene Ontology annotation, molecular function: protein binding. The transcript has a single exon. The record is from RefSeq and is a predicted model, not a curated record. Lineage: Eukaryota; Ciliophora; Oligohymenophorea; Peniculida; Parameciidae.